Messenger RNA from Musa acuminata subsp. malaccensis (wild Malaysian banana), 2992 nucleotides. Its product is annotated as G-type lectin S-receptor-like serine/threonine-protein kinase At1g34300. Gene Ontology annotation, molecular function: ATP binding; protein serine/threonine kinase activity. Gene Ontology annotation, biological process: protein phosphorylation; recognition of pollen. The record is from RefSeq and is a predicted model, not a curated record. NCBI's taxonomy places the organism in Eukaryota, Viridiplantae, Streptophyta, Magnoliopsida, Zingiberales, Musaceae.
ACCAACUGUAGUCCCGCCACAGUAAUCCGACGGUGAUGCGAGUCCUCAUAACGCGAUCGUCACCUGUGACCGCCAGCGGAGCGCCGUAUUACCUCCGCCAGUUCAGUGAACAACGUCGCGGUGCUCCAUUCGUCCUUUCACAUAAAUAUUUUUCCGGUUCAUCUGGCCUUCUUCUUCCGUUUCUCUCCCUGGUUCCAAUCCCGUUCGCCAGGAGAAGCGGCGGAGAGACGGAGGGAGCGCUGAAGAUGGGAUCUUUGCGUAAAAAGGUUCGAUUUUGCGCUUCCGUUGUUCUUCUCUUGCUCUCGUUCCUGCUCCUACUUGGCUCCCUCUCGCUCGUCGGGGCGACGGACAUCCCCCUCGGUUCUACUCUCUCCCCCUCGAACGCCUCCUCCUGGUCGUCCCCGACCGGGACCUUCUCCUUCGGCUUCUUCUCCGAUCGGCAGAGCCCCUCGCUCUACCUUGCCGCCAUCAGCUACUCCGGCGGCAUUAUUGUCUGGUCUGCCGGUGGCAGCGGCAGCGGCUCCGUCGACUCAGCCGCCUCCCUUCAGCUCCGCGCCGACGGAAACCUCUGCCUCGUCAGUGGCUCCGGGGCUCUCGUCUGGGAGUCCGGAACCGCCAGCAAAGGCGUCUCCGCCGCCGCCCUCCUCGAUUCCGGCGACUUCGUGCUCAAGAACUCCACCGCCGUCGUCUGGGACACCUACGACAACCCCACCGACACCAUCCUCCAGUCACAAAACUUCACCUUUGGCCAGGUACUGCGCUCCGGCGUCUACUCCUUCUCUAUUCUCCAGAGCGGAAACCUCACCCUAACGUGGAACGAUAGCAUCACUUAUUUCAACAAGGGGUUCAACUCCACCUUCACUGCCAACAAAUCCCUUGCUUCCCCGGUGUUGACCCUCCAAGCCAAUGGAAUCGUGUCGCUCUCCGAUGCAUCACUUUCUACCGCAGUGGUCAUCGCUUACAGCAGCGAUUACGGCGAGAGCGACGACAUCAUCCGGUUUGUGAAGCUGGACUCCGACGGAAAUCUGAGAACUUACACUGCCGUCAGAGGUGCCGCCGUCGCCUCGCGGCAGUGGGCGGCUGUCGCGGACCAGUGUGAGGUCUUCGGAUGGUGCGGCAACAUGGGAAUCUGUAGUUACAACGAUACGUCUCCUACCUGCGGUUGCCCGUCUAGGAAUUUCGACUUCGUCGACCCAGAUGAUCACCGGAAGGGUUGCAAGAGGAGGACCGAGAUCCAGGACUGCCCAGGGAACUCUACCAUGCUGCAGCUCGAUCACACCCAGUUCUUGACAUACGCGCCGGAGAUCUCCUCCGAGCAAUUCUUCGUUGGCAUCACCGCUUGCAGGUUGAACUGCCUCUCGGGGGGCUCCUGCGUCGCUUCCACUGCGCUCGGUGACGGAUCGGGAUUCUGCUACCUGAAGGCGUCCAAUUUCGUCAGCGGGUACCAGUCGACGGCGCUCCCCAGUACUUCCUUCGUCAAAGUGUGCGCACCAGCUCUCCCAAACUCCCCAUCUCCGCCGGGAGAGCUCCGCUCGCGGUCCUCCAAUCUGAAGGGUUGGCUGGUUGCCGUUCUGGUUUUUGGCACUGUCUCGGGGUUGAUGCUCUUCGAGUGGGGGUUGUGGCGGUGCUUUUGCCGGAACGGCGCAAGAUAUGGGCCAUCAUCGGCUCAGUACGCGCUCCUCGAGUACGCCUCCGGUGCCCCGGUGCAGUUCUCAUACCGCGAGCUGCAGAAGUCGACCAGGCGAUUCAAGGAGAGACUUGGGGAAGGAAGCUUCGGCGCCGUAUACAAAGGGGUCCUCGCGAGCAGGACAGCGGUCGCGGUGAAGCAGCUCGAGGGGAUCGAGCAAGGCGAGAAGCAAUUCAGAAUGGAGGUGGCAACCAUAAGCAGCACCCACCACUUGAACCUGGUCAGGCUGAUCGGAUUCUGCUCGGAAGGACGGCACAGACUUCUGGUCUACGAGUUCAUGAAGAACGGCUCGCUCGACAGCUUCCUCUUCUCCGGUGAGUCCUCCUCGGGCAAGCUAUCGUGGUCGACGCGGUUCAGUAUCGCAGUCGCGACAGCCAGAGGCAUCACAUACCUGCACGAGGAAUGCCGGGAUUGCAUCGUCCACUGCGACAUCAAGCCAGAAAACAUCCUCCUCGAUGAGAAUUACAACGCGAAGGUUUCGGAUUUCGGUCUUGCAAAACUGGUCAACGCGAAAGACCACAGGCAAAGGACUUUGACGAGCGUUCGGGGGACCAGAGGGUACUUGGCUCCCGAAUGGCUUGCGAAUCUCCCGAUCUCAUCCAAGUCGGAUGUGUACAGCUUCGGAAUGGUGUUGCUGGAGAUCGUGAGCGGGCGGCGCAACUUCGAUGUUUCGGAUGACACUGGCCGGAAGAAGUUCUCGGUGUGGGCGUACGAAGAGCUGGAGAAGGGAAACAUCAAGAGCGCAAUGGACAAGAGGCUCGCCGAGCAGGACGUGGACAUGGAGCAGCUGAAGAGAGCGCUACUGGUGAGCUUCUGGUGCAUCCAGGAGCAGCCCUCGCAGAGACCGUCGAUGGGGAAGGUUGUGCAGAUGCUGGAAGGGGUUUUGGCCAUAGACAGGCCUCCGGCUCCGAAGGCCGCAGACGGUGGUUUGGCGGCUGUCACUAGCAGCAGCGCGAACACCAGCAUCACCGUUUUCGUUACGUCAUCUCCGGCUCAGCCUUCGUCGAGCUCAUCGCAUUCGAUUGCAAGCUCCUCAUUGGUUUCCAAGAGGAACUUGGACGAACCAACGUCAUCCCCGGUGGUCGUCGCAGACCAAUCUUCCUCGUAGAAUGCUAUGGAGACUCGAGGUGUUCGAUCUGAAUCGUGUAUGACCGAUUACAUGGAACCAAAGAAGCACUUGGAAGUCUGCUACAUCAGUUUCUGUACAGUAUUAAAUUUGUAGUCAUGUAAUGUACUAUGAGGCGAUUUCUCAUCAUAUCUGUCAAGUUUAUUUGAGAUAAUUGAAGCUGAUCGCUAUAUUUGUAA